UGCUAUAAAAGAAGUGUAAAUGCCUAAUCAAAAGAGCCAACUUAGUGUUGCUGCAGAGCAGAUUAAGCAAUAUGGGUGAUAACAGCAACUCAACCCUGUUUUCUUCAGUCCUCUUCCUUUCCCCAGCUAAUGCUGCAACCAUAGACGAUCUGUUGUCUCAUCUCAACUUCCUCUUGCUUACCUUCAUCACAUCCAUCUUUUUCAUCCUAACCAAGUUCAAAUUCAAAACCAGUACCAACAGCAAGGCAAUGCUGCUUCCUCCAGGCCCAGCUCCAUGGCCUCUAGUCCGAAAUCUACCUCAUUUACUCAACAACAAGCCAACUUUCCGCUGGAUACAUGGCUUUAUGAAAGAAAUGAACACUGAAAUUGCAUGUAUUCAAUUGGGCAAUGUUCAUGUAAUCCCGGUGACUUCCCCAGAGAUUAGCAAAGAAUUUUUGAAGAAACAUGAUGCAGUAUUUGCAUCCAGGCCCAUUACAAUGGCGUCUGAGUAUUCAAGUGGUGGCUUCUUGACCACAGCGGUGGUGCCAUGGGGAGACCAGUGGAAGAAGAUGAGAAGGGUUCUAGCUUCUAACGUGAUUAAUCCAUCAACAUUUAGGUGGCUGCAUGACAAGAGGGUGGAAGAAACCGACAAUCUUGUCCGAUACGUUUAUAACCAGUGUAAGAUCUCUACUAGCAAUAACUGUCUUGGCUCAGUUAUCAACCUCAGAAAUACAGCCCGUCAAUAUAGCGGAAACGCCAUCAGGAAGAUGAUCCUCAACACAAGAUACUUUGGUGAAGGAAAGAAAGAUGGAGGCCCUGGAGUUGAAGAGGAGCAACAUGUUGAGUCACUCUUUACCGUACUUGCUCAUCUAUAUGCGUUCUCUUUAUCUGAUUACUUCCCUUGGCUUAGAGUGCUGGACAUAGAUGGCCAUGAGAAGACUGUAAGGGAGGCUAUGAACACCAUUAACAAGUAUCAUGAUCCGAUCGUGGACCAAAGAGUAGAACAAUGGAGGAAUGGCGAAAAGAAGGAGGCUGAGGACCUGCUUGACGUUUUCAUUUCAGUUAAGGAUUCAAAUGGGGAGCCACUGCUGUCUGUGGCUGAGAUCAAAGCCCAAUGCACAGAGUUGAUGCUUGCAGCAGUGGAUAAUCCAUCAAAUGCAAUUGAGUGGGCAUUGGCAGAAAUGAUCAAUCAACCAAGGGUUUUGGGGAAAGCAGUGGAGGAAAUAGAUAGAGUGGUUGGAAAGGAGAGACUGGUCCAGGAAUCCGACUUUCAGCAGCUAAACUAUGUUAAGGCCUGCAUAAAGGAAGCUUUCCGGCUUCACCCAAUUGCACCAUUUAAUCUUCCCCAUGUAUCCAAUGCCGAUGCCAUUGUUGCUGGCUACUUCAUCCCCAAAGGCAGUCAUGUCCUUCUCAGCCGUCUGGGGCUUGGGCGGAACCCUAGAAUCUGGGAAGAACCACUCAUUUUCAAUCCAGAGCGCCAUCUGAGUGCUAGUAGAGCUCAAGGAGUGGAUUUGAACGAGCAAGACCUUCGCCUCAUUUCCUUCAGUACAGGAAGGCGUGGGUGCACAGGGAUUGCAUUCGGGUCUGCAAUGACUGUGAUGCUGUUAGUAAGGCUCCUUCAAGGCUUCACUUGGAGUCCGCCACCGGGCCAAGAGGAGAUUGAUCUCUCAGAGUCGAGAAAUGAUCUCUUUCUAGCAAAACCUCUGCAUGCCCUAGCAAAACCACGUCUGCAUUCAUCAUUAUACCCACUUCAUUAAUUAGUACUUUAUGAGGCACCAAUAUAAUAAAAUGCAAGAUCUCAUGCAAACCCACUCCAAUUUGCAUGUGAAGCAAGAAAUGAUUGUUUGAAAAGUGUGACAUCACAGUUGCUUGUCAGGUAUUAGUUGUUGGAGUCCUAGAUGGCUUUGAAUAAAUUUUAGACAUGCAUGUGCCCAACGAGGUUGCAAAAGUUGAAUAUGUGGCCUUGUGCUUUAGGAGGUGUUAGCUAGGAAAUGGUCUACGUUCUCCGUGCGUCUUUUGUUAACCGUUUAGUUGUUCUUUGUUUUGACGUUGAUUGAUUUGCUUUUAUUUCU
This is a messenger RNA of Vitis vinifera (wine grape), 2051 nucleotides long. RefSeq names its product phenylalanine N-monooxygenase. Gene Ontology annotation, molecular function: oxidoreductase activity, acting on paired donors, with incorporation or reduction of molecular oxygen; heme binding; iron ion binding. The transcript has 2 exons. The coding region runs from base 72 to 1736 and encodes 554 amino acids. Lineage: Eukaryota; Viridiplantae; Streptophyta; Magnoliopsida; Vitales; Vitaceae. The record is from RefSeq and is a predicted model, not a curated record.